Diatraea saccharalis (sugarcane borer) is the source of this 1535-nucleotide messenger RNA. Lineage: Eukaryota; Metazoa; Arthropoda; Insecta; Lepidoptera; Crambidae. The record is from the annotation of a GenBank genome assembly.
CUGACAGUGACAAUCAGACGUAACGUGUAUGUUUUUUAUUUAUCCGAUGGACUAAUACAAGAGUAAUAGUGUUUUAUGUUCCUUAUUUAUCAUUUUAAAUAAAGAAGGAAAUAUGGCCAAUUAUAAUCCAAACGAUUAUGCGUGGCAAACUCAAAAUAGUCAAAACUAUUCUUUUGACACAACCGCUACGUUUACUGAUCCAGCUCAAACAUUGGACUUUCAAACAUUUCCUACAGAGCAACAAAACUUUUCAUAUGAUCAAGGACAAGGGUCCAUGCAAGCAAACAACAAUCAAUAUUAUAAUCCUAAUUUAUUUACGCCGGCUCCAGUACCAGUAGAGUCCAAUAUAGAAGCAAACGAAUUCGAUGAACCACCACUGUUAGAUGAGUUAGAAAUAUAUCCAGAUAGAAUCCUAGAGAAGACAUUGGCUGUUUUAAAUCCAUUUCAUGGACAGUCAAAAGCAGACGAUGCAAAUUUCUUACUAAGAGAUACAGAUAUUGCAGGACCAAUCGCCUUUUGUCUAGCACUCGCUGUAUGUUUAUUUUUGUCAGGAAACAAAGCCCAUUUUGGUUAUGUUUAUGGCUUGUCAGUAAUGUCUGUUAUUUUAAUGUAUUUCUUAUUGUCACUCAUGAGUCGAACUGAGGGUGUUUUUACAGUUUUAAGUGUAGCCAGUGUGUUAGGAUAUUGUAUGUUACCUAUGGUGGUUCUUGCUGGUUUAGGUAUAUUUGUGUCUCUUGAAGGAGUACUUGGUAUUUCUCUUUCAGGAGUAGCAGUGAUUUGGUCUGCAUUGUCUGCUAGCAGAUUAUUUGUAACUAUGUCAGGUGAUUCUGAGCAGAGACCUUUGAUAGCAUAUCCCUGCGCUUUAGUUAAUGGUGUCUUUGCAUUAUUAGUUUUAUUCUAAACCAUCCUUAUGUACAUAAUACUUUUAUUAUGAAAGGUGACAAAAGAACAAGAGUGAAUUUCAUUGGCACCACUAAAAACUUGUAUCACUAUUAGUCUGACUUUAUGUAAAACUUAUUUUAUACAAAAUGUAAAUAAAUUUGAAUAAAUCAUGUCAUAUGUAAUUCUCAAUCGGCAGAUAACAUUCAAUACAUUAACAUUAAUCUAACUCUUUGCAUAACAAUGUUCAAUGAUGAAAAACUAGGUAUAGAAAUGAAACAAAACAAUUAAUCAAAAUUAUAUGUAACUCAAUUUUUAAUAAAUACUCUAUACAAUUACCUAAAAUUACAUUCGGGUAUAUGUUGGUCGGUCACUGAAGAAAUUCUUUAAUAUCAUAACCUGGGCAAAUGUAACACACAUGAUUGCCAGUGUUUCACCCAUGGACCACCAGAAAACUCUUUCGUUCAAAUCCUCAGCUCGUUUACGGCCCUGUGCUUCUCUUAAUCUGUGAUGGGUUUGAUGAUCUAUGAUUCUAUUCAAUGCAGAAUGUAUUUCUUCAGCUGAUGUCUCCAACUGGAUACAUAGAUGUGUGAUAUAAAUGUAAAAAGCAAUACUUAACUAAACUAAUACUACUACUUGGAUGAAUUCACAUGACA